AUGGCUUACUCGCUGGUCACCUCGUACGCCGGGGACGCCCUCAUCAACGGCUUCAACUGGGUGGACACGCGUGAUCCUUCGAAUGGCUACGUCAAGUACCAGAGUCAGACCAACGCCGCUAGCGAGGGCCUCUUCGCCGUCGAUGAGCUGACCGGCGUUGUUCGCCUCGGCGUCGACGACACGAACACCUACGCAGUCUCCUCGGGCCGCCCGAGCAUCCGCAUCGAGAGCAAGCUUGCCUACAACCAUGGACUCUUUAUCGGGGACUUUCUCCACAUGCCUCCGUCGCAAUGCGGCGUAUGGCCAGCUUUCUGGGCGUACGGACCCAACUGGCCCGCCGGGGGUGAGAUUGACAUCAUUGAGGGCGCCAACACGGCGCACCGCAACAUCAUCUCGGCGCACACGACGCCCGGGUGUAAGCUCGGUCCCGACGUGCUCGCCAUGGCCGCGGGCACCGCGCAGACGACCGACUGCGACGUCGGCAACCAAAACAUUGGCUGCGGCUACGUGCCGGCCGCCAACGACACCUCCUCCUACGGCGACACCUUCAACGCCGUCGGCGGCGGCAUCUAUGCCAUGCUCUGGGACGACGACUACAUCAAGAUCUGGCACUUUGACCGGGCCUCCGCUCCGGCCGACAUCGCGGCCAAGCAGCCCGACCCGGAGGGCUGGCCCCGCCCGCAGGCAGUCUAUGGCGGCGACUCGUGCGACGUCAGCGCCAAGUUUCGCGACAUGAGCAUCGUGCUCAACGUCAACUUUUGCGGCGACUACGGCAACGCGGUCUGGGCGAGCGAUGGGUGCACCGCGCUGGCGCCGACCUGCGCCGAGUGGGUGGGACAGAACCCGGCCGCGUUCGCCCACGCCUACUGGGACGUCAAUUACAUUGACGCCUACGUCCUGGGUGCGGCGAGCAACGGUACGGCGACGCCGAGCGAGAAGACUCCGUCUGGCCCCAGCAGCAAGACGAGCAAAGCCUCGCUCCCUUCCUUUACCAGCGUGCCCGGACCUGCCAACGGCAUCUAUACGCACUUCCCCGCCCGCAACUCCACGAGAGGCAAUGCCACCAGCUCUGUCUCCUCCUCCUCGCCGUUCCUCUCUGCCACCGCCGAGAACAAGUUGCCCGAGAACACCCCGACCGCCGCCGCCGGCCCCAUCCCGACUGGGUCGCUGCUCCCGCGACCCGCGCCCAGCGCCAAUGCGCACGCCAACCCGGCCAACAUCGACGACUUCUCCUACCUCGGCUGCUUCGGCUCCAGCAGCGGCUUCGCCUCCUUCACCAAGGUCGCCGACAGCGCCGACAUGGAUCUUGGCAAGUGCACGGGCCUGUGCCGCGGCAAGAAGUACGCCGGCGUCUUCGACACCACCUGCUACUGCGCCUCGGAGCUCGACCCGGACACGCGCGUCAGCGCCGACGCCUGCGACACGGAGUGUCCCGGCGACGACAGCCAGUUCUGUGGCGGCCGCCUCGGGCGCCGCAACCACGGCGGCAGCGGACUCCCCGCCUUCGGUCCAAUCGCCUCCGGUCCCAUCGCCGCCACGGCCAACGUCACUCUGCCGGAGAGCACCUCGAGCGUCGUCUCCGGUGGCGCCGUGCCGCUGCGGACGGACGGUGGUAGUGCUGCUGAUGGCUCGGUUGGUGGUUACACGUUCAAGCCAAGCGGCUCUGGACAGCCUACCCCCACGGGUCCCGGCAGCCCAGUUCGAGUCGGCAACGACACGUCCGGUCCGAGCUUUGUCAACCCGACAGCCCCCGAGAUCCUCUCUGGUAGCUCCGGCAACUUUGCUUCUGAAUCGGCCGUCGCUAGCGGCACCGGCGCAGCUGCUGCUGCCUCCCCCACGAUCAGCAGUGCGGCCAAGUUCAACGUGACUAGCUUCGGGAGGCUCUCCGCCUCCGGCCCCUCCGGCUUUCAUCGCGCUCUGCAGUCCAAGUCAUCUUCCGCUCCCGCCGAUAUUGUCGCGGCCAGGCUCAACUCCACCAUCCCCCGGAUCUCGACUCUCGUGUCGCCCAGCGGCACCGGGAUUGCUGCCAGCACCGUCGCCGACGGUCCCGUGGUGACCAUUCCCGUCUACCCCAUCUCCAUGAAGAACGUAACCGAGCCCACUCCUAGCAGCCCUAGGAUCGGGACUGCCGACGGUCCCGUGGUGACCAUUUCCGUCUACCCCAUCCCCAUGAAGAACGCAACCGAGCCCACCCCCAGCAGCCCCAGGAUCGCGGCUGCCGUUCCCGGUGCUUCCGCUGCCGUGCCGAAAGGUCCCGCUGCCGUUCCCAGCGGUCCUGCUCCCGCGAUGUUGUUCCCCAACUCGACCACCCUGGUCGGCCGUCGCCUGCUCGCCGCCCGCGGACGCCCGGACGGGCUGUUGGGCCUCCAUCCCGGCAGCAUACACGGCCGCGAGGCCGCGGACUUCCUGCUCACCGUGUACGCGGCGGUAGCCAAGGAGGAGCCGCCGAAGCAGCCACCCGGCAUGGGCAACACCGAGCCCCACGCGCCGCCGCCCGUACCGCAGGCCAAGCUCCCCAGCGCCAGCGACGUCGCCGCCGCGACCCCGGCGCCGACACCCGCCGGCAGGAGCACCACCACCACCGUCGUGACCACCGUCAGCUACGAGACCGUCUACCCGUCGAACCCGUCCAGGAUCGUCACCGAGGUGUUCGUGACGACCAUUGUGAGGGCGCACUGCGGCUGCACAGAGACCCCGGUGCCGGUCAUGACGGUGCCCAUGUCGACCAAGGUCGUCUCCUGCUCCGCGUGCGGCCGCAACGGCGAGAGCACGGUGACCAUCACGGUACCUUGCUCCGUCUCCCUUGCCGCCACCCCGACGCCACCGGCCUCGGGCGCAAUUGCCCCCCCUCCUCCUCACGCCUCUGCCGGCGGCGAGCCUCCGGCGAUCACCCACAAGCCGGCGCCCCCUGCGCCUGGCAAGUAUGAGCCGCCCAAGCCCAGCAACAAGGUGACGCCUGCUGCUCCUGCGCCCAGCGGCAAUACUCCUCCUCCUCCCGCACACAAGGGCGACGAGCCUUGGAAAUCUGGCGCCAGCGUCCCCCCGGCCCCCAGCGGCGGCAAGUCGCCUUCCGGACCGCCCUCGAGCCCUCCCAUCGUCGUCGCCGGCGCCUCGGGCUUCAAGGUGACGUCGCUGCUCUUCACCACCGUGCUGGCCAUGGUUCUUCUCCUGUAG
Messenger RNA from Cordyceps fumosorosea ARSEF 2679, 3174 nucleotides. RefSeq names its product GPI anchored endo-1,3(4)-beta-glucanase. The record is from RefSeq and is a predicted model, not a curated record. The transcript is spliced from 2 exons. Gene Ontology annotation, biological process: glucan catabolic process. NCBI's taxonomy places the organism in Eukaryota, Fungi, Ascomycota, Sordariomycetes, Hypocreales, Cordycipitaceae. Gene Ontology annotation, molecular function: hydrolase activity, hydrolyzing O-glycosyl compounds. The coding region runs from base 1 to 3174 and encodes 1057 amino acids.